Messenger RNA from Orbicella faveolata, 3499 nucleotides. RefSeq names its product serine/threonine-protein kinase H1-like. The record is from RefSeq and is a predicted model, not a curated record. Lineage: Eukaryota; Metazoa; Cnidaria; Anthozoa; Scleractinia; Merulinidae. Gene Ontology annotation, biological process: protein phosphorylation. Gene Ontology annotation, molecular function: protein kinase activity; ATP binding.
UAAAAUUGUCACAUUAAAGCCAAAUACAAGCCAGGUCAUUGUCAAAUCUUGACAUGGUAACAAGAUAAACCUUUUCUUCGCUUUGUGUUGCAUUCAAGUAACGUGUAAAGCGAACUACGUUGAGUAUAUCUGAGAUGAUUUUACGGCUUUCAAUUGACGGGAAAAAGAGAUAUGCUUAGUGUGAGGUCUGUUGAACGGUGUUUGUUUUCGUUCGGCUGUGGAUUCCGGGGGUCACUGUUUAGACAAGAUUUUCUGAAGCUUGAUUGGUUGUCCGGAGAAUUCCCAAGCGACUGAUUCAAUUUGAUUGACUAAAGUCAUACUCUAUGCCGCAUUUGAUUGGUCCCAGGGGAUUGAUUUCAGUUCGAUUGGCCUCGCGCGCAGUACGCGCGAUUGCGCGCGCUUGCUGUGACGCAUGGCACGUUUCUGGCUGUAUAAACAUAGCGAGGUUUGUGUUGCUGGUCAAGCGGUCAAGCUUAUCGUGCUCGAGUUUCUCCUCACCGUCAUUGUUAUGCCUUGUACGAUACAGUUGUGCGUUGUCAGGUUAAAGAGAAUUGUAAAGUAAGGAUGGGCUGCAGCCAGAGCAAGAAACUCGCCGACGAGGAUUGCAUAAAGACGAAAAAGUUACCUGAUGAAUGGACUCCCGAUGAAGGGAAGACAACACGUGAAGUGUGGCGUAAAGAAGCUGUGAACAAUGAGGGAAAGACCUCUGAAAAGAAGCCAAAGAAAGGCCGUGUUUGUGAAGGAAAACUCAGUUUUGAUCCAGUUGUGACUGAGAAGUACGAAAUCAAAGCCCUGAUUGGCAGGGGAUCAUUCAGUCGAGUUGUCCGUGUGCAACACAAGCAAACCAAACAACCGUAUGCAAUCAAGUUGAUAAAGGUUCGAGGAGGCAAAGACGUGUUUGAAUCCGAAGUUGCUGUCUUAAGGAAAGUGAAGCACGAAUUCAUCGUUCAACUCUACGAAGUGUAUGAGUGUUCAGAAAGAGUUUAUCUGGUCAUGGAGCUCGCUACGGGCGGUGAACUCUUCGAUCGCAUCGUAGGCAGGGGAUCUUUCACUGAGCGCGAUGCUACACGAGUCCUGUACAUGGUUUUAGAAGGGGUUCGUUAUCUUCACUCCCUUGGAAUAACUCACCGUGAUCUUAAGCCUGAAAAUUUGCUAUAUUAUCACCCUGGAAUCGAUUCCAGGAUCAUGAUCACUGACUUUGGACUCUCCAACACUCGGCAGGACACGGAUAGCGAGACAAUGGAUACAACUUGCGGAACACCCGAGUACAUUGCCCCAGAAAUUCUCAAGAGGCAAUCGUACACUAAUGCAGUGGACAUGUGGGCAAUCGGUGUUAUCACGCACAUUCUUCUUAGCGGAGAAAUGCCCUUUUUGGAUGAGAAUCGAACACGAAUGUACAACGCUAUUAUGAAGGCAAAGUACUCGUACAACGGAGAGGCAUGGAAAGAUGUUUCAGAUCAUGCAAAACAGUUCAUAAAUAAAUUACUUGUGGUAGAUCCAGGGAAACGCAUGACAGCAGAGCAGGCUUUGCAAGACCCAUGGAUUGCUUUUUGUGCUGCCUCUUCAAGUUCGAUAAAUCUUCAGAGGUCAUUCAGUGAGAACUGGCGCAUAAGUACCUCUCGGAUAAACAGUGCCAGAUCAAACACUUCUCAAAAGUCCAACAAAUCUGUGAAGUCUGGUAGAUCUGUUCUUUCGCUUCCUAGACGGACAAAAGGUACUAAUGUGCCUCAAGAGACUAGUUUGAUCUUGGGUCUUACUGACGUGCAAACUAAAGAAAUCAAACAGGGUGGCAACAGAUCAUCUGGUUUGAAGGAGUCUAAUGUUAAACUAACAAAGCAAUUUGCUGAGAAACUACAUUCUGUAAUCGAUGAAGAUGACAGGGAACUGCUUAGUAGCAGUGCAACUGAAUGCGAUCCCUCCAUUGUUAUGUGUACUACAGAAGGUGACAGUAACAGACAGCAAGUGGUGACACAAGACAUUGUCUUAAGCAGCAGUCAUGCUGUUGGUUCAAACAGGAAAACCAAGAAUCCUUAUGAGGUUAAAACAACUGAUUCCAUAGGGGUGCAAUACGCUGCUUCACAGGAUGUUGUAGAAGAGGAAGUGAAAGGGAUACCAAUUCCAAUUCCCAAGGACAGGUCACAACAGUCACGCUUAGUGAUGAGAGACAAUUUCUUGGAAGAGCACCGUUUACAAGAGGCACAGCAAGAUUGCUCAGAGGAUAGUGGUUUGAGACUUUCUUUCCAUGGAGAAUCUCCUCCUAGACACCGUUCACUUUCCCCUUCACCAAGGAAAAACAAGGUAUAUUGUACUUUUGACAGCAGUUAGUUGUACUGUGUAUAUUUUUAGAUAUUUCAAUUAUAUGAAGAGAAUCCUUCAAUAUUUUGGAGUGUUACAGCUUUAUAACUUCAAACAUAACAAAUCUGUUCUAACAUGAAUUAGUACAAAUGUACUUGUGUUCUAUCACAAAUGCUGUUCUCUGAUUGGCUAUGCUACUCACUAUCUAUUCUGUUGUAGAUACUGAGCAGCCUAGCAGUGUACGGUUGUAAGAAAUGGCAACUGCUUCUUUACUUUUUCAAAGUGUCAGUAUAGAUGAUUUAGAUAAAGUUUUCUACAAUGAGUAGAUUUAUACUAAAACAAUAAACAGAUUAUUCACUCUUGAUUUCUAUGUGUGAUAGUGUACUCGGGCUGCACCCUUGGCAACUAUCAUGCAACAGAAAUCUUGAGCUCAUAAUCUAACUGUCAAUUACAUGUAUUACAUUGAAGAAAACAUUUGAUACAUAUUCAUACUGUGGCCCUUUGUGCCAGCCAUCGUGAGUCAGCAAGCAAGGCAUUAAGAUCCCAUGCCACAAUAGAGGAUUUCUAGCAUACUAGUUGUGUUUGCAAUUUAAGGAACACUGGCAGAAAAAUAUGCAUUUCAGGAUCUUUUUGAAGCCCUAAAUUGUUUGUAAGCUUCUCAGUGAUAUUUCUUAGAUUGUACACAACUUCAAGGAAUACUUUUCAUUGGAAAAUUUUAACUUAACUAAUUACUUCCCCUCACCCAUAUAGUAAUUCUGUCUCUGAAGGCAAAGAAAAAUGGUCUGAAUCUCGUGACAUGUUAUUGUUCCACACUAUUGCCCACAAGGGGAAGGAUUGAUGGUGGCAAUGAUGAAAUAUAUUGUUCUUUAAUGAAGCCAGUGGUACGGUGGACAUAACAUGAAUUAUGGCUAGUUUGAUUAAAAUGUCUCAUUCCCAAGACACCAAUGCUGAAUUAGAAAGAGCACAUGGGAAGUGAAUGAUGAAGCUGGUGUGUAAUUGAAACAAAUACUUUUCAAGUUCUGUUCACUAGUACUAUAAUUUGUUUAAGACUGAUUGAAAUGUGUAAAAUUGUUACCAGAUGUAAUCAUGUUAACAUAAUUGUUGUGCUAUUGUUGUUUAACAUAUAAUGGUUAAUAAUGGUAAUAGGACUGAGUGGAGUCCAAUUAGGUCUGUAAUCAUACAAGUGAUUAACAAAAUUGGACGA